Messenger RNA from Hevea brasiliensis (rubber tree), 1089 nucleotides. Its product is annotated as NAC domain-containing protein 83. The transcript has 3 exons. Gene Ontology annotation, biological process: regulation of DNA-templated transcription. Lineage: Eukaryota; Viridiplantae; Streptophyta; Magnoliopsida; Malpighiales; Euphorbiaceae. Gene Ontology annotation, molecular function: DNA binding. Bases 263 to 1003 code for a protein of 246 amino acids. The record is from RefSeq and is a predicted model, not a curated record.
UUCGUCUUUCCUUGGCUUAUCAUCCCCACCAAAGACAAAGCCUGCUACAAGUCUUCUCUUUGCCUUUGCUUUCUUUCUUUCUUUCUUUCUUUCGGGGUUUUCUUCUUCAUUUUCUAAUUUCUUUCCAACAUGGGUUGUUAGUUUCUUCUCAAUUUAGCUCAACCUUGUUGAGUUCAUUAAUAAAUACCCCAUAUUUCUCUUUGUUCCUCAACUGCGUUGAUUGUUAAUUUCCGACUCUCAGCUGAUUUUGGAGGUAGGAAACAUGGAGAAAGCAAAUUUUGCUGUGAAUGGUGGAAUCAAAUUGCCCGUUGGGUACAGGUUUCAUCCUACAGAUGAAGAGCUUCUUGUUCAUUACUUGAGAAGAAAGGCCUGUGGUGUUCCAUUACCUGCUUCUAUUAUUCCUGAGCUUGAUGUAUUCCAACAUGAUCCUUGGAGCUUGACAGGUGAUUUGAAGGAAAAGAGGUACUUCUUUGGCAGAAAAUGGGGAAAUGACAGUGAAAACAGAUGCAAGAGAGCUGCUGCUUCUGGUUACUGGAAGCCUAUUGGCAAAGACAGACAAAUUGUUGCUUCUUUGAGCAACCACGUAAUUGGAACGAGGAAAACUCUGAUUUUCUGCGAGGGGAAGCAUUCUAACGACUCUAAAACUCAAUGGAUCAUGCAUGAAUAUCGCCUUGUAGGCUUAGGAAUAAUCCCCAACCUAACCCAGGCAGCUAAGAUGAAAUUAGGAGAAUGGGUUGUCUACCGUGUGUUUCAGAGGAAAAGGAGGCCUAGAAAACAAGGGAUAAUCAUUUCUAAGCCUUCAAACACCAAUCAAACUACUCACGAGGUGAUCAGUCCAAGUUUUGUGGAGUUCACAAUGGAAGAAAGCUCUGAUAUGGGUCCUCCCCAACCAACUUCACCAUGUUCUAGUGGAAUCACUGAGGUCUAUUCUAAUGGGUUAGACGAAGAAGAAAUCAAUUCCAACGUUAGCUUUUCUUUACAUUCUUGUAUGAGGAAGACUUAAAACACUCUUCUAAGGAAAUUUACCAGAGAAUUAUGCAACAAAUUAUAUUAGAAUGGAUUGAAUGAAACCUUUUAAUUCUCUUUCAA